AUGUCGAACGUUUUCUUCCCAUAUUCCAAGGCGCCUUUGCGCACCAUCAAGGAAAUCCAGUUCGGUCUGUUUGCUCCCGAAGAAAUCAAGCGCAUGAGUGUGGUACACAUCGAGUAUCCGGAAACAUUGGAUGACCAACGCCAACGCCCCCGGACGAAGGGUAUCAACGACCCCCGACUUGGUACAAUCGACAGACAAUACAACUGCGAGACCUGUGAAGAGGGACCGAAAGAAUGCCCUGGGCACUUUGGUCACAUCGAACUUGCCUGCCCAGUUUACCACAUUGGUUUCUUGACAAAAAUUAAGAAGCUUUUGGAAACCGUCUGCCACAACUGUGGAAAGAUCAAGGCCAACACGAGCGACAGCAAGUUCACCGAGGCUCUUCGAUUCCGUGACCCCAAGCGACGAUUCGACGCAAUCUGGCGUCUCUCCAAGGAUGUCUUGAUCUGUGAGGCUGACGCGCCUGCCGACGACGAGGAUCCCAAGGAGGCAUCCAAGGGACGCAACCACGGCGGUUGCGGUAACGCGCAACCCACAGUUCGGAAAGAAGGAAUUUGCUUGGUAGGAACAUGGAAGCCCAGCAAGGCUAUGAUGGAGGAGGAGAUGGCACAACCUGAAAAGAAGGUCAUCACUCCCGCUAUGGCACUGAACAUCUUCCGCAACAUCUCUAUUGAGGAUGUGCGGAUUAUGGGCCUGAGCAAUGACUAUGCCCGUCCAGAGUGGAUGGUUCUUACCGUUCUUCCUGUGCCCCCUCCCACUGUCCGCCCCAGCGUCGUCAUGGGAGCUACCAGUGGUGCUCGUGGAGAGGAUGAUCUUACCUACAAGCUCGCUGAAAUUGUGCGUGCAAACCAGAACGUUCAACGAUGUGAACAGGAGGGUGCACCCGAGCACGUCAUUCGCGAAUUCGAGUCUUUACUCCAAUAUCACAUCGCCACAUACAUGGAUAACGACAUCGCUGGACAGCCAACUGCAAUGCAAAAAGGAAACCGUCCUGUCAAGGCUCUCCGCAGCCGUUUGAAGGGUAAGGAGGGUCGUCUUCGUCAGAACUUGAUGGGCAAGCGUGUGGAUUUCUCCGCCCGUACUGUCAUUACUGGUGAUCCCAACUUGUCCCUCGAUGAAGUCGGUGUGCCCUACUCGACCGCCCGUAUUCUCACAUACCCCGAAGUUGUGACGCCAUACAACAUCGAGAAGCUUCAGAAGUUGGUUUCGAACGGACCCAACAUUCACCCCGGUGCUCGUUACAUCGUCCGUGACAAUGGUGAGCGUAUCGAUCUGCGUCACGCCAAGCGUGCCGGCACCCAGCAGCUCCUUUAUGGCUGGAAGGUUGAGCGCCACCUUGACAACGGCGACUACAUUCUUUUCAACCGUCAGCCCUCUCUGCACAAGGAAUCCAUGAUGGGUCACAGAGUUCGCGUGAUGCCUUUCUCCACCUUCCGCAUGAACUUGUCGGUAACGAGUCCUUACAACGCCGAUUUCGAUGGUGAUGAGAUGAACUUGCACGUUCCCCAGGGCGAAGAGGCUCGCGCCGAGCUUGCUGAACUGACCCUGGUCCCCAAGAACAUUGUCUCUCCCCAGCGUAACGGUCCACUUAUGGGUAUUGUCCAAGAUACCCUUUGUGGUAUCUACAAAAUCUGCCGUCGUGACAGUUUCCUCACCAAGGAUCAAGUAAUGAAUCUCAUGCUCUGGGUUCCCGACUGGGAUGGUGCUAUUCCUCCACCUGCUAUUCUGAAGCCUCGCCCCCGUUGGACCGGAAAGCAGAUCAUCAGUAUGGCUUUCCCGUCUGGCCUCAACCUACUGCGUGUCGAUAAGGAUGGUUCGCCGUUGGCCGAGAAGUUCAGUCCUCUCAACGAUGGCGGUCUCUUGAUCCACGGUGGCCAGCUGAUGUAUGGCAUGCUCUCCAAGAAGACUGUUGGUGCCAGUGGUGGCGGUGUCAUCCACACCAUCUUCAACGAGUAUGGCCCUGACACCUGUGUCAAGUUCUUCAACGGUGCCCAGUCUAUUGUCGGUUACUGGCUUCUCCACCACGGUUUCAGUAUUGGUAUUGGUGACACAAUUCCCGAUCAAAUGACCAUCAACAAGAUUGAGGAAGCCGUUCGCAACCGAAAGCAGGAAGUCGAGCAGAUCACUGCCAGCGCUACUGAGAACACCCUUGAGGCCCUCCCCGGUAUGAACGUCCGUGAAACAUUCGAGAGCAAGGUUUCUCGUGCCCUGAACAAUGCUCGUGAUGAGGCUGGUGAUGCCACCGAGAAGAGUUUGAAGGAUUUGAACAACGCCAUUCAGAUGGCUCGUUCCGGUUCCAAGGGUUCCGCUAUCAACAUCUCCCAGAUGACUGCGCUGGUCGGACAGCAGUCCGUCGAAGGAAAGCGUAUUCCUUUCGGUUUCAAGUACCGCACAUUGCCGCACUUCACAAAGGAUGAUUACUCUCCUGAGUCCCGUGGCUUCGUUGAGAACUCAUACCUCCGUGGUCUGACCCCAACAGAGUUCUUCUUCCACGCCAUGGCUGGUCGUGAGGGUCUGAUUGAUACUGCUGUCAAGACUGCCGAAACUGGUUACAUCCAGCGUAAGCUUGUCAAGGCUCUUGAAGAAGUGAUGGUCAAGUAUGAUGGAACUGUUCGCAAUUCCAUGAACGAUAUCAUUCAGUUCAUUUACGGAGAGGAUGGUCUCGAUGGUGCUCACAUUGAGAACCAGCGCGUCGAUCACAUCAAGUGUGACGAUGAAACCCUCAGGAAGCGCUUCCGCGUUGAUGUCAUGGACCCUGAAAGCACUCUGGGCCCUGAGGUUCUGGAGCAAGCCAAUGAGAUUGCUGGUGAUAUGGAGGUUCAGAGGUUCUUUGACGAAGAAUGGGAGGCGAUUGUUAAGGAUCGUGAAUUCCUCCGAACUGUGGUGAAGGAGGACGAAGAAAUGAUGCAGCUUCCCAUCAACAUUCAGCGCAUCCUUGAGAUGGCUCGCACAACCUUCCAUAUUCGCGAAGGCACUAUCAGUGACUUGCACCCCGCCGAGGUCAUUCCUCAAGUUCAGCAGCUACUGGAUCGUUUGGUGAUUGUCCGCGGUGAGGAUGUUAUUUCGCGUGAGGCGCAGGUGAACGCAACCUUGUUGUUUAAGGCGCAGUUGCGUAGUCGUCUUGCUUUCCGUCGCCUCGUCACGGACUAUUCUCUUAACAAGCUGGCAUUCCAGCACGUGCUCGGUGCCAUUGAGAGUCGUUUCGCUCGCGCCGCCGCAAACCCCGGUGAAAUGGUUGGCGUUCUUGCUGCCCAAUCCAUUGGAGAACCCGCUACGCAGAUGACACUGAACACAUUCCACUUUGCUGGUGUGUCCUCCAAGAACGUUACCCUUGGUGUGCCUCGUCUCAAGGAAAUUUUGAACGUUGCUACCAACAUCAAGACACCGUCCAUGACUGUCUACCAAGAAGGCAUGGACACCCACAACAAGGAUGGUGCCAAGACUCUUCGCAGUCUUGUCGAGCACACUAGUCUGCGGUCCGUGACCGAGUCCACUGAGAUCUACUAUGACCCCGAAAUCCAGUCUACUGUCAUUGAGAACGAUAGGGAUAUGGUGGAAUCCUACUUUAUCAUUCCCGAGGAUACUGAGGAUGACUCGAGCUCACAGUCCAAGUGGUUGCUUCGUAUCGUUCUUAGCCGUCCUUCACUUCUCGAUAAGGGUCUCACGGUUCAAGACGUCGCGACCAGAAUCAAGCAAGCCUACCCGCGGGAUAUCGCCGUCAUCUUCAGUGAUAACAACGCCGAUGAGCAAGUCAUUCGUAUUCGCCAAGUCCAAGACUACAAGGAUGACGAUGACGAAGAUGUUGAGUACGACGUCACUCUCAAGAAGCUCGAGCAGCAUCUGCUGGACACUUUGACUCUUCGUGGUGUCACUGGCGUCGACCGUGCUUUCAUCAACGAGAAGCCCAAGGUCCGCGUCCACGAUGAUGGUCGUCUCUUCUCGGACAAGAAUGAUCCCCUCUGCAAGGAGUGGGUUCUUGAAACCAGUGGUUCCUCCCUGGCUGCCGUUCUUUCGAUUCCCGGCGUUGACGCCUCUCGUACAUACUCUAACCAGUUUAUCGAGAUUUUCGAGGUCUUCGGUAUCGAAGCUGCGCGUACAGCCGUGCUCCGCGAGUUGACGCUUGUGCUCGCUUUCGACGGUUCCUAUGUCAACCACCGUCACUUGGCGCUUUUGGUUGAUGUCAUGACAGUCCGUGGUUACUUGACCCCUGUUACUCGUCACGGUAUCAACCGUGCCGACAACGGUGCUCUUAUGCGUUGUUCUUUCGAAGAGACAGUCGAGAUUUUGCUUGAGGCUGCUGCCUUCGGAGAACUUGAUGACUGCCGUGGUGUAUCCGAAAACUUGAUCCUUGGACAGAUGGCGCCCGCUGGAACGGGUGAGUUCGACGUCUACCUGGACCAGAGCUUGCUCAACACAGUCGUGUCGAACAAUGCACGUUACGGACUCAUGGGUGCAGUCGGGGCCAAGGAUGCCAUCAUCCCCGACGGUGCCGCCACUCAGUAUGACACUGGCUCGCCUAUGGCCAGCUCACCCUACAUGACUGACAGUGACCCCGAUGCUUCAUUCUCGCCGCCCCACAACAUUGUUCAGGAUACCGGUGGCUUGACUAGCUACGGUGGCAACUCUGGAUUUGACAGCACUGGCGGCUUUAGCCCUGCGGGUCGCAGCCCCGGUUACUCUCCCACGAGUCCAUUCAACACCAGCCCAACAUCUCCUGGAUAUUCGCCGUCUUCAAGCUACUCACCAACUUCGCCUGGUAUGAGCAUGACCAGUCCUCGGUUCAAUCCAACAUCCCCUGGCUUCUCCCCUGCCAGCCCAUCGUUUGCCCCGACGUCUCCGGCUUACUCGCCAACCUCGCCUGCGUAUGGUCAAGCGUCUCCCACCUCGCCAUCGUACUCUCCAACGUCGCCUGGGUUCUCCCCCACUUCACCCAACUACAGCCCAACAUCGCCUAGCUUCAGUCCAGCCUCGCCUGCCUUUAGCCCGACGUCACCCAGCUACAGCCCCACCAGUCCUGCGAUUGGCGGUGGCCGGCACCUGUCCCCAACCUCACCCACAUCUCCUAAGUACACACCUACUUCCCCUGGGUGGUCUCCCACGAGUCCCCAGUCCUACUCGCCAACUUCGCCGAACUUCUCUGGCUCUCCGACGUCUCCGGCCUACAGCCCCACUUCACCGGCUUACAGCCCUACGUCGCCACGUCAGUGA
Molecule: messenger RNA, 5208 nt
Organism: Penicillium brevicompactum
Lineage: Eukaryota; Fungi; Ascomycota; Eurotiomycetes; Eurotiales; Aspergillaceae
Product: DNA-directed RNA polymerase II subunit RPB1
Exons: 5
Coding region: 1-5208 (1735 amino acids)
Biological process (GO): transcription by RNA polymerase II
Cellular component (GO): RNA polymerase II, core complex
Molecular function (GO): DNA binding
Source: RefSeq, a predicted model, not a curated record